Messenger RNA from Hordeum vulgare subsp. vulgare (domesticated barley), 1314 nucleotides. RefSeq names its product bidirectional sugar transporter SWEET15-like. The record is from RefSeq and is a predicted model, not a curated record. The transcript is spliced from 5 exons. Bases 29 to 970 code for a protein of 313 amino acids. NCBI's taxonomy places the organism in Eukaryota, Viridiplantae, Streptophyta, Magnoliopsida, Poales, Poaceae. Gene Ontology annotation, cellular component: membrane. Gene Ontology annotation, biological process: carbohydrate transport. Gene Ontology annotation, molecular function: sugar transmembrane transporter activity.
UAGCAAAUCUACUACUACUAUCAGUACCAUGGCUUUCCUCAACAUGGAGCAGCACACCUGGGCCUUCACCUUUGGCAUCCUAGGCAACAUCAUCUCACUCAUGGUCUUCCUUUCACCACUUCCGACGUUCUAUCGCGUGUACCGCAAGAAGUCGACGGAGGGGUUCCAGUCGACGCCCUACCUCGUGACGCUCUUCAGCUGCUUGCUGUGGAUGUACUACGCAUUCCUCAAGUCCGGCUCCGAGCUCCUCCUCACCAUCAAUGGCGUCGGCUGCGUCAUCGAGACCCUCUACAUCGCCAUGUACCUGGUCUACGCCCCCAAGAGCGCCAGGUUCCUCACCGCGAAGCUCUUCAUCGGCCUCGACGUCGGGCUCUUCGGCAUCAUCGCCCUCGUCACCAUGCUCGCCUCGGCCGGCACCCUCCGCGUCCAGGUCGUCGGCUGGAUCUGCGUCGCCGUCGCGCUCGGCGUCUUCGCCGCUCCCCUGAGCAUCAUCAGGCUUGUGAUCCGGACCAAGAGCGUGGAGUUCAUGCCCUUCUCGCUGUCCUUCUUCCUGGUUCUCAGCGCGGUCGUCUGGUUCGCGUACGGCGCGCUCAAGAAGGACAUCUUCGUGGCGGUGCCCAACGUGCUGGGCUUCGUCUUCGGCAUCGCGCAGAUGGCGCUCUACAUGGCGUACCGGAACAAGAAGCCCGCCACCGUGGUGCUGGUGCACGAGGAGAUGAAGCUGCCGGAGCACGUCAAGGAGGUGGGCGCCGGCGGCGCCAAGCCGCAGGGCGGCGCGCCGACCGAGGGGAGGAUCAGCUGCGGCGCCGAGGUGCACCCAAUAAUCGACGUGCUGCCGGCGGCGGGGGCCGUCGACGAGGAAGCCGCCGCAGCGGCCGACGAGGACGUGAUCCGCGACGACCACAACAUGCUCAGGCCGGAGCAGCCGGCGAUCAUCAAGCCCGACGUCGCCAUUGUCGUCCAGGCGUAGAUUAGGUUUAUCAUCCAGCCCCGUUAUUAAUUCAAGUAAGCCGGCGAUAAGUGGGCACGCACAGCACGCAUGCGGGCCUUCCUUCCGGCGUGGCCGCGUACGUACGUACGUGGCUGGGCACUGUGUGGCUGCAUCGGGUCCGCGCAUGGCAUGGCCGGCUGCGCAUGCAGAGAUCCAGCUUAGCUAGCCCGACCGUCUGCAUGCCAUGUCCAUGUGUGAAGGGAUGCCAGCGGUGAGAGGCAGUGUGAGUGAGUGAGACUGAGAGAGUGAGAUGCAUGCUACAGCAGCUUUGUACCAUUAUCAAACAUUUUAUCAGCCUGUCACAUGCAUUGGCUUUCUUUUAA